This is a messenger RNA of Pyricularia pennisetigena, 2313 nucleotides long. RefSeq lists its product as uncharacterized. The record is from RefSeq and is a predicted model, not a curated record. The annotation marks the transcript as partial. The transcript has 2 exons. Gene Ontology annotation, molecular function: alpha-L-arabinofuranosidase activity; xylan 1,4-beta-xylosidase activity. NCBI's taxonomy places the organism in Eukaryota, Fungi, Ascomycota, Sordariomycetes, Magnaporthales, Pyriculariaceae. Gene Ontology annotation, cellular component: plant-type cell wall. Gene Ontology annotation, biological process: arabinan catabolic process; xylan catabolic process.
UUGCGACUAAAAAUGAAAUCUGCCUGGAUCGUGUUUGGCGCUGCCGCUUUUGUCCUUGCGCAGGAGGACCCAGGAUCUCGGCGUCAAAGUUACCCCAACUGCCUCAAUGGAACACUCUCCAGCAACAAGGUUUGCGACCGCACACUGUCGCCACCCGAGCGUGCGAAGGCCCUUUUGGAAGCGCUCAGCAUCGAGGAGAAGCUGCAGAAUCUAGUCAGCAAAUCACAAGGCGCACCCCGCAUCGGCCUGCCCGCCUAUAAUUGGUGGAGCGAGGCCCUGCAUGGAGUGGCGUAUGCUCCUGGCACCUACUUCCCCCAAGGCAACGUCGAAUUCAACUCAUCCACCUCGUACCCCAUGCCUCUGCUGAUGGCUGCCGCCUUUGACGACGACUUGAUUGAAAAGAUCGGCACCGCCAUCGGCAUAGAGGCCAGGGCGUGGGGCAACUCCGGCUGGGCAGGAUUCGACUACUGGACGCCAAAUGUCAACGCCUUCAAGGAUCCUCGAUGGGGGCGUGGCUCCGAGACGCCGGGCGAGGACGUUCUCCGCAUCAAGCGGUACGCCGAGUACAUCACCAGGGGGCUGGACGGACCGGUACCAAACGAGCAACGCCGCAUCAUCUCGACCUGCAAGCACUACGCCGGAAACGACUUUGAGGACUGGAACGGCACUACAAGACACGAUUUCAACGCAAAGAUCACCAUGCAGGACCUUGCCGAGUACUACCUCAAGCCCUUUCAGCAGUGCGCCCGAGACUCCAAAGUCGGCUCCAUCAUGUGCGCCUACAACGCCGUCAACGGCGUGCCGUCCUGCGCAAACACAUACCUCCUACAAACCAUCCUCCGAGAGCACUGGAAGUGGACCGAGCACAACAACUACGUCACGAGCGACUGCGAGGCCGUGCUCGACGUGUCGGCAAACCAUCGCUACGCCCCGACAAAUGCAGCCGGGACUGCCAUCUGCUUCGAGGCCGGCAUGGAUACGAGCUGUGAAUACACCGGCAGCUCAGACAUCCCCGGCGCCUGGUCGCAGGGUCUGCUCAAGGAGGAGACCGUCGACAGAGCCCUCCUUCGCCUCUAUGAAGGUCUCGUGCGAGCAGGCUACUUUGACGGCGAAGAGGCCAUCUAUGCUGGUCUGGACUGGGAGCAUGUCAACUCGGCCGAAGCCCAGAGUCUCGCUUUACAGGCCGCCGUGGAGGGCAUGGUGCUUCUCAAGAACAACGGCACCUUGCCGCUGGACCUCGAUGCCUCCCACAAGAUCGCCAUGAUCGGCUUCUGGGCCGAUGCGCCCGAGAAGCUUCAAGGCGGGUACAGUGGUCGAGCACACCACCUGUACACCCCGGCGUUUGCUGCGCGACAGCUGGGUCUCGACAUCACAGUGGCCAGUGGCCCCGUUCUGCAAAACAAUAGUGCCAACGACAACUGGACGGCGAAUGCUCUGGAGGCUGCCGGCGGGGCCGAUUACAUUCUCUACUUUGGCGGCCUCGACACCUCUGCUGCAGGCGAGACCUUGGACAGGACCAACCUCGACUGGCCAGAGGCGCAGCUGGCUCUUGUGAAGAAGCUGAGCGAGCUCGGCAAGCCGCUCGUGGUGACUCUUCUCGGCGACCAGCUUGACGACACGCCUCUGUUGGAGCUCGACGAGAUCGACUCGGUUCUUUGGGCCAACUGGCCAGGCCAAGACGGCGGCGUCGCCGUAAUGAAGCUCAUCACAGGACAAGAGAGCCCGGCAGGUCGCCUUCCCGUGACGCAGUACCCAUCCAGCUACACGGAACAGAUCCCCAUGACGGAUAUGAACCUCCGGCCGACCUGCAAGUAUCCUGGGCGCACCUACAGAUGGUACAACAAGCACGUCAAGCCCUUUGGCUUUGGUCUACACUACACGACAUUCAAAGCCGAGGUUGCCUCGAGCUUCCCCGACACCCUCAAAAUUGCUGACCUCGUCGGCCGCUGCACAGCCGAGUUUCCAGACACAUGCGAGGCGCCGCCACUGCCGGUCUCCGUUACCAACACAGGCAGCCGCGCCUCUGAUUACGUGGCGCUGGUUUACCUGUCAGGGGAGUACGGACCGAAGCCGUACCCGAUCAAGACCCUUUCGGCCUACACGCGUCUCCGCGGCAUCGCACCUGGGCAGACGGCGACGGCGGAGCUAAAAUGGACGCUUGGUGAUAUCGCGAGGCACGACAAAGAGGGAAACACGGUGCUGUACCCGGGCAAGUAUACCAUUACAAUUGACGAGCCGACUUUAACAACGGCCACCUUUACUCUUGAAGGCGAGGCCGUCGUGUUGGAUAGAUGGCCGGCGCCCUCCAUGUAA